Molecule: messenger RNA, 1086 nt
Organism: Penicillium brevicompactum
Lineage: Eukaryota; Fungi; Ascomycota; Eurotiomycetes; Eurotiales; Aspergillaceae
Exons: 5
Coding region: 1-1086 (361 amino acids)
Source: RefSeq, a predicted model, not a curated record
AUGGCAGAGUUCGAUGAUCAGCGCAGUAGAAUCCCAGAGAAUGUGUUUUUAGGAGUACUAUGGGCACUCACGGCCAUCUCAUUUUUCUCCGUCUUGUUCCGGGUAUACGUCCAACUCGCUUCAUUUCAUCGACUUCUCAUAGAUGACUUCCUUGUCAUAUCGGCAUGGAUAAUCAUUCUUAGUGCCGACAUUAUUUGGCAGGUGAAGGGCAAGAUUCUCUAUGAGCUGUACGCAAUCAGUGCUGGUGAGAAGCCAUUCUCCCUCGACUUUCUGCCAAGAUACAACGUCUUCAUGCGCUACAACGCACCGUUCCAGAUCUUGUUCUAUACUGGAUUAUGGUGUAUUAAGUUCUCCUUCAUGGCUUUCUUCUACCGAUUGUGUUCCAAGGUGAAGGCGUUCCGCAUUUGGUGGUUCGUUGUGUUCUUCUGCACUGCUAGCGUUUACAUCGCCUGCAUUGGUGACAUCGAAUACAAAUGCAGCCUGGGUGGUAUUGAAUACAUCAUCACACAAUGCCCGCAGCUCCACCAUAUUCACUACGAAAAUCGUAGUUUCUGGGCCAACGCUGCGGGCGAUAUUGUCACAGACCUAAUGAUUCUUUCGAUUCCGUUUUUGGUGUUGUGGAACACUAAGAUUUCACGCCGCAAGAAGCUCAUUCUCCUCAGCAUGUUCUCAGCAACACUGGUCAUCAUGGUCAGUGCCGUAAUCCGAGUUGCCGUCGGGAUGGAAUACGAUCGGCAAAUCAACAUUGACUGGUUGUGUUUUUGGAGCUUUGUCGAAGUCGACAUUGCAAUCAUCGUAUCAUGCGUACCAUCUUUGCGACAACUGUUCAUCACAACGCAGAAUCAGAACUCGUCUGCUAAAGGCUCUUAUCCGAACACCUAUGAGCCCAUGCUCAAGAAGUCGAAAGAGGCGUCUGCUCAGGACAAGUCGACUUCUGUUGGCGACGUUGAGUCACCAGUUGACGAGGUGCCUAUGUCACCAUUGAGUAUCGUACAUGUUCGUAACGAUUAUGAAGUGACUCGUGAUGCUCCUAACGCGUCGCGGGAGCACUCAAGGCCUGACAAAACACACAUGACCUUUGACUAA